AUGCCUCUCGAAAAUCGACCGCGACUUCCCCACGUAGCGUCAAUGCUGGUGACCUAUUUGGAAGCCAGCCGGGACCUUUGCGAGACGGACUCAAUUCUUUUUGGCGCCGCAGUGGCAGUAUGCCGUAUUAUUGGUUCCAAACUUUCCAUGGCUGGACGUGCUACUCAACAAGGUAGUGCCAUCCCAGCCUGGAGAAAAAGAAUCGAGGACCGUAUCGCAAAGGCAAGGGCCCUUAUCGGCAGACUGAAAAGCUUCAGGUCGGGUAAUAAUAGACCGAGAGUUGUGUGCACCGUUAAAAUGGCGUUUGCUGGGACAAGUAUUAGUUUGUCCCAGCCUGAUAUCACGCAGAAACGAACGGAGCGCAUAGAUGACCUGAAGCAAAAAAAUCGCUGCUUGAGGGAAGCGGAUUCGACGAUUUAG
This is a messenger RNA of Parnassius apollo (apollo), 420 nucleotides long. NCBI's taxonomy places the organism in Eukaryota, Metazoa, Arthropoda, Insecta, Lepidoptera, Papilionidae. The record is from the annotation of a GenBank genome assembly.